AUGCACCCGCAUUAUGUUUUCAAUAAUAUUAUUAAAGGACAAGCUAUUCGAGCUUUCAGACUUAACCCUACAGAAGAGGGAUAUGAAGAGGAACUGGCUAAUCUUAAAAAUAGAUUAUUAGCUAGGUCAUAUAAUAAGCGUGAAAUUUCCAAUGUUUUUCGAAGUAUUGAACAGUCCAGACAUGAUAAAGCGUGUACAUAUUUUUCUGACAUUGGUAGUGAUGGGUAUUCCAGUAGACACAGUUCCUUACAAUCUACUAACUAUAUUAAUUCAUCUCAGAAAUUUUCUUUAUUUUAUACAUAUGACUUUGACCAACUGAAAGAAAUCAUUUUUAAGCACUGGAAAGUUUUAACCAUAGACCCUCAGAUUAAAGAGUUUGUAGCUGAUUAUCCCCAAUUUUUAUUUCAAAUUAAGAAAAAUCUUCAUAGAAUUCUGUGUUAUCCAAAAACCAUGAAAAUCCAUAGUGACAUUACCUAUAACCAUGUAUCGCAGCUGUCAAGACAACCAGAAGUGAACAGUAAUAGGGUGGACCAAAUCAAGUUUAAAGAAUCAAAAGACAAUAUUACUGCCAUGGGAAGGAAUCAGACACACCUUCAGAUACUUCUUAAAGAAUCAGAAGACAAGAUCACUGCAAUGGGAAAUAACCAGACGAGCCUUCAGUUACUUCUUAAAGAAUCAGAAGACAAGAUCACUGCAAUGGGAAAGAACCAGACGAGCCUUCAGAUACUUCUUCAAAAAUCAGAAGACAUGAUCACUACCAUGGGAAAGAAUCAGAUGAGCCUUCAGAUGCUUAUUAAGCAAGCAGAAGAGAAACUCACUGUCAUGACUAAAAAUCAGUCAAACCUUCAAAUACAACUCAAGCAAGCAGAAGUGAAUAUUACAAGUGUAAAAACAAAGCAGUCAAGCCUUGAAACAAAAGUCAGUCAAGCAGAACAAAAAAUCACUGCCUUGGAAAGGAAUCUCAGUCAAAUAGGAUUGCAGGGCAAGUGUUGCCCUUCAGGAUGGGACUUUCUUAGCCCCAGCUGUUACUAUUUUGCAACAAGUGCUGAAAAUUGGCAUAGUGCACAAACUCGUUGUAAAAGUUUGUCCUCAGAUUUAGUAGUGAUCAAAAGUGCAGAGGAACAGUCAGGCUAUGAAACUGCCAUUUUUGCAUUAAAAGUAUGA
Protopterus annectens (West African lungfish) is the source of this 1164-nucleotide messenger RNA. RefSeq names its product C-type lectin domain family 4 member M-like. Bases 1 to 1164 code for a protein of 387 amino acids. The transcript is spliced from 4 exons. NCBI's taxonomy places the organism in Eukaryota, Metazoa, Chordata, Ceratodontiformes, Protopteridae. The record is from RefSeq and is a predicted model, not a curated record.